This is a messenger RNA of Ochlerotatus camptorhynchus, 1636 nucleotides long. RefSeq names its product sodium channel protein Nach-like. Gene Ontology annotation, biological process: sodium ion transmembrane transport. Gene Ontology annotation, cellular component: plasma membrane. The record is from RefSeq and is a predicted model, not a curated record. The transcript is spliced from 6 exons. Gene Ontology annotation, molecular function: ligand-gated sodium channel activity. The coding region runs from base 1 to 1626 and encodes 541 amino acids. Lineage: Eukaryota; Metazoa; Arthropoda; Insecta; Diptera; Culicidae.
AUGAAAUUCAAACAGCUCGGUAAAGGCGUAAUUCGAUCGCUCAAUGAAAAACCCAACGAAAAAUCUGUCGGAAAACCCGUUCAAAAUGAACCAGCUGAUCGUUUGACCAUCCCCAGACCUGUAUUUUUGCGCUGGUUCAAAAGCCAACUGAAGGAGCUGUGCCAAGCUACCGCUCUGCAUGGGUACAGUCAAAUUGUCCGCGAAGGCUACACUCCAUUGGAACGUGCCAUUUGGAUUUUCUCGGUAAGCUCCGCUUUCAUUACGGCUACCGUACUGCUCUGGAUCUCGUGGACCUGGAAUGCCGAAACUCCUACGGUUACUGUAAUCGAAAGCACCAACUAUGCCACCUGGAAUGUCCCCUUUCCUGCUGUGACUAUUUGCAAUUUGAACAAAAUUCACUACGGAAAUGCAUUGAAAUGGGCCGAGAAGAUGAUUCGCCCAGACAAUCUCAGCGCAGAGCAAUUGGUGCGGGAUUUCCGACUUUUGCUGCACAUAAAUGGAUUAGCAGAAAGCAAAACAAGCGAGUACAAUGCAUUGCACAAUCUGAUGUUGCUAAACAAUCUGGAAGUUCCCCAACUGAUGGGAGAGUUUGCCCCAUCGUGUUCCUCUAUGUUCGAGCGAUGCAUGUGGAAGGGAACCCAGUGGAGGUGCGAUAACCUGUUUCAAAUCGUCAAUACCACAGAAGGACUAUGCUGCUCGUUCAAUUACUACGGGACGAGAUCCAACAACUAUUUGAAGAAAAUUUCAGCAAGCAUUCCAACCGAGCCCAGACGAGUCACUGCCAGCGGUUACCAAACAGGUCUGUCAUUGAUUCUCAAUCCAGAUGUGGAAAAUUAUCACACCACCGACAUUGCAACAACGGGAUUUAAAUUUCUAAUCCACAAUCCUUUCGACUAUCCGGAUGAGAACGCUGAGACGAAGAUAGUCGGUUCCAAUAUGGAGGCUUUCAUCUCAAUCCUACCAAGGGAAACCUACACCACGGAGGAUGCCUUCACCUUAAAUCCCGUCGAUCGAAACUGCUACGCAUACAACGAGAUACGAAUGAACACAAUGCAACGGUAUUCAUUCGUCAAUUGUAUGGUCGAAUGUCGUACGGAGCACAUUUACAAAAUGUGCCAAUGCGUCCCGUACAACCUUCCAAACAAUGGUACCUAUCGCAAUUGUGAGAUGAUCGAUAUGCCGUGUCUAUUGGACUAUCAUGAACUGUACAGCACUGCCAUUCCGGUAAUGAACCUAUCGGUGACGAAGGUGAUGGAAAAGGUUCCUAUGGUAUGUGACUGUCUGCCAAGUUGUGAAAUGGUGCAGUAUCCAGUAGAAAUGAGCUACGGUUUUUUGAAUCGGGAGUAUUCCUACAAUUCGUUGGCAUUUUUCAAGGAUAUCGAACUCGUCAACCAGACUGCAGUGCAUAUCUACUUUAACGAUUUGGUGUCAACUCGUUUCCGAAAGGAUAUCUAUCAGAACUGGCUCGGAGUGUUGGCAUCAUUCGGUGGAAUACUUGGGCUGUUUCUUGGCUUUAGCAUUAUCACGGCGUUCGAAGUCGUCUACUUCUUUAGCAUCAGAGUGCUGUUCGAUGUUUUUGCCAAGCCGAAUGAGCAGCAGGACGAGGAGGAGGGCGAAAGAGAUUGAUGGAAACGCG